GAGGCGUGUGCGUACGUUGUGUGCGAGGCGGAGGCGGGCAACCCCUCACCGGGAUAGUGACGAUGGCGGUGCAAUGAGUGGCUCGAUCCGGCAAUACGUCACCCUUCGUGCAAAGGAAUUUCGAGGGCUCCUUCCACCAACCAAAUCAAGAUCGCAGGCAAUAAUGAUGGACACACCUUUGGUAUAAGUCAAACAUUACACGCCUUCAGCCAACCUCUUCACUCGCUGAAACGACCUGCAGACCCUACCUGCAACUAUAUCUUUCCUUCGUCAAUUGACCACGUCUUUUCUCUCCACCAGCUGCGCACACGAGCGGUCUCCACCCCCUCAUCGCAACCGUUUAUUGACAAGAUGCCCGAAGUUGAGGGUGGCGCCGUGCCGAACCAGAGCAAAGGGUCAUGGUCGUCUUUCUUAAAGUCUAUCGCCUCUUUCAAUGGUGAUCUUUCCUCCCUUACAGCCCCUGCAUUCAUACUGUCGACUCAGUCACUGGUCGAAUUCUCUGCAUAUUGGGCCGAAAAUACGUCGUUGUUCAUCGCACCAACUCAAGAAAGAGACCCUGCGAAACGCGCACUACUCGUGUUGAAGUGGUUGAUCAAUACGCUCAAACAACAAUACUGUUCUCGAUCCGAGAAACUGGGCUCUGAGAAGAAGCCACUCAAUCCAUUCUUGGGAGAACUGUUCUUGGGAUCAUGGGAUGAUGAGUUUGGCCAGACACGACUUGUCUCUGAGCAAGUCAGUCAUCAUCCUCCAGUGACGGCAUACUGCAUCACCAACGACAAGUACCGUAUCCGACUCCAAGGCUACAAUGGACAGAAAGCUAGUUUCAGCAGAACUAUUCAUGUCAAGCAGAUUGGCCACGCCCUUCUGACUUUGUAUCCCCCUGGGAGCAACACGCCCGAGACUUACCUCAUCACUUUACCAGCCCUGCAUAUCGAGAACCUUAUCUAUGGUGCCCCGUUUGUCGAGUUGGGCAAAUUCAUACAUAUUGUUUCGAGCACCGGCUAUGUUUCCAAGAUCGACUUCUCUGGCAGAGGAUGGUUGUCAGGAAAGAAAAACACCUUUACGGCAAACUUGUGGAAGGUGGGAAGCUCCGAGAAGGACUCGAUAUAUUCUGCAGACGGACAGUGGUCGGACGCUUUCACCCUCAAAGAGGGCGAAGGCAAGAAGGCUAAGGAGAUUACUACGUUCAGACCAGGCGAGAUCAAGUUGGCGAAGCUGAAUGUCGCGUCCCUUGGGGAGCAGGACGUCUUUGAAAGCAGAAAGGCUUGGGCUCACGUGGCUCGAAGCAUCGAAAAGGGCGAUAUGGAUGCCGUAUCGCAUUUCAAGUCCAGAAUAGAGAACGCGCAACGAGCGCUGCGCAAGAAAGAGCAAGACGAGAAACGGGAAUGGCAGAGGGUCUUCUUCUCGCAAGCCAAUCCCAAGGACGAACUUGAGAUCACCUUUCAGAAACUGGUCAAGGUUAUAACAAAUCUGGGAACCAACAGCUGGGAAGGAGUUGCGCCCGAGAAGACGGCUGGUGUGUGGAGAUAUGAUGAGAGGAAAGCAGCUCAAGCGAACAAGCCUUUCCACCAAGAGGGACUGUUGGCAUUGGGCGACAAUGCUGAUGGCACUUCUGCACCGGUGAGCAGGGUUACCACAAACCAAGGUUGAAUUGAGCAGCAAGCAGAAUUCUCAUCAGCGUUGGCGUGAGGGUCCAUGUUUGAAACGAGACAGACGGGAAAAUCGGGCUCUUCACGCGUUGUAUUAUCAUUCCAUUAUGGCCGUCUUAAAAUAAAAGAAUUGCAUUAUUUCA
This is a messenger RNA of Exophiala viscosa, 1792 nucleotides long. RefSeq lists its product as uncharacterized. The transcript is spliced from 2 exons. NCBI's taxonomy places the organism in Eukaryota, Fungi, Ascomycota, Eurotiomycetes, Chaetothyriales, Herpotrichiellaceae. Gene Ontology annotation, molecular function: oxysterol binding. The coding region runs from base 352 to 1650 and encodes 432 amino acids. The record is from RefSeq and is a predicted model, not a curated record. Gene Ontology annotation, cellular component: membrane; cytosol; intracellular membrane-bounded organelle.